Messenger RNA from Bipolaris maydis ATCC 48331, 642 nucleotides. Lineage: Eukaryota; Fungi; Ascomycota; Dothideomycetes; Pleosporales; Pleosporaceae. The record is from RefSeq and is a predicted model, not a curated record.
AUGGUCGAUAAUGCGCUGGCAGCACGUCUCACUGGCUCCGAACUUGGAGAGGUAGUUUUUGUUGGGAUGAAGCGUGGUUGGCUGUCCGCAACUUGGAGUAAAUUACCAGGCCCACCUAGCAGCGCAAUCUCCCAAAAUUCGCUCAUAACACCCAAGCUGUUGCCACGUCAAACCGGCGCCGAGUCCUGGAGCCAUGACAACGAAGAAGACGACGACGACGCGAACAACAAUGACGAUGAUGGUGGUAAAGAAGAAAACAAGGCAACAAAAACAAAAUCGCCGUGCUUGGAUCCAGUGCUUGUCCGUGAUGUGGGUAAACCAUGGUCAGGUGGUCUGGGUGCAAGUAGACUGCUCAAGUACAGAUGCGCAAUAUUGACGGGCAUCAGCGGAAGAUUUGAGAUGCAGGUGGACGGGAGGUCGGCAGAUGUAGACCAAACAGUUGCCGCGGAGGGAUUUGCGACAUGUGGAGAAGCCCAGUGGCGGUGCAGUACCAAUAAGUAUGUACUUGCAUGCGAAUGCGACACGAUUUUGCUGGCGCAGAUCCAUGGAGGCAAUGGAAGCUACAAGGGACGCCGUUGCGGACAUCCUGCUCCACAGAUCGUAUUGCCAGCGCCAGACGGAACAGUGGAUCAUGAGAAAUGA